Molecule: messenger RNA, 1138 nt
Organism: Anopheles maculipalpis
Lineage: Eukaryota; Metazoa; Arthropoda; Insecta; Diptera; Culicidae
Exons: 2
Coding region: 119-1138 (339 amino acids)
Source: RefSeq, a predicted model, not a curated record
CCGCUUUGUAGUGGUGUGGCGGUAGUGCACGCGCUUUCCUUCUUUGUUUACGAAACACGCCGCUUGUCCUAGCUGUUGGCCAUUUAAGGAACCGAAAUUCUGCCAAAAGUGUACCACGAUGGAUGGGAUGUGCUUCGACUACGAUCACUACUUCUCGGAGGAAACGUUCAUCAUCGAUGAUUUCGGGGAGAUUUGUGAAGAUGUGGUCCGUAUAGCGAGUGUCAACACGCAGUACCUUUGCAAAGAUUUCGAUGCAGCUCUACGGCAGGAAAGUCCACCACCGGGAAGUUUUAUUGCUUCGAAUCGAUGCUUCGAAAAGGAGAUUCCUUCACUUUUUUCCGAGAUGGAGUACCUAACCGAGGUGUCUCCCGGGACGGAUGUGGUUUUGUCGGACACGAGCGCGAUAACGAUUGCGGUUAAUCCAACUGAAUUCUCCUGCAAACGUUCGCAACGCUGUCCGGAGGAGGAACCGAAGGAGUCUUCAUUCCAAACGGAAUCGCAAAAUUGUCGGCCGAACGCUACUUUACCUACUGUUGAAAACGCCCUCGAAACAUGCCCACAACCAGUACAAACUUACACCAAUGUAUCUGCCCCAUUAGAGUAUCAGCGUAUUCUCAACAAUUACAUACAAAAAGGUCGUCGAAAGCUGGAAGCUAGUUCCUACUCCAAAAUGAAAGCUUCCUGUCUGGCAAGGGAAAGAUCGAAAGCACCCGCACGUUCUACCUCAACGAUCGCAACGGUAACGACACCAAUGCAACCGUCCGAUGGAUCGGGUGCCCAGUUUAAGCUGUGCCCUGCUACUUCCUCCACUGCCAUUGUCAAUAAUCUUCCCCGAGCAAAGUGUAACGUCGAGGCACCUUCUUCCAUUUGCGACCGAUCAUCGUCGUCCACGUGCCCUGCGCUCCAUCAAAGCGCAACGCCGACAAUGGCAAUGCUCAAACAGACACGAUUGUAUCGGUGCAGGGAUUGUAGUUCCUCGUUCACUUCCAGUGAGCUGCUACGGAAGCACAAUUGCAUUAUCGCCGAACAGUAUCAGUGUCAGCUGUGCUUGCGUGAGUUCAAAAAACGUAAAACUCUUGACCAUCAUAUGAAAUCUCACGAGAAGGUAUUUUCCACCGAUGAUGAUUUGCGGAAGUAG